This is a messenger RNA of Mya arenaria, 1106 nucleotides long. RefSeq names its product PE-PGRS family protein PE_PGRS26-like. The transcript is spliced from 4 exons. The record is from RefSeq and is a predicted model, not a curated record. Lineage: Eukaryota; Metazoa; Mollusca; Bivalvia; Myida; Myidae. The coding region runs from base 30 to 680 and encodes 216 amino acids.
UGGCCGGGCUAGGUGGCGGGUCCGGGGGGAUGAGCGACAUAGCGGCCAUGAUGGGAGGCAUGGGAGGAGGUGGAACCGGCGGCGGGGACAUGUUCGCCGGGCUGUUCGGGGGAGGAGGGGCUGCCGGUGGAGCAGACCCGUUCGCAGCUUUGUUUGGAGGAGGUGGGAAUAGCGCAGGUACUGGCGCAGGAGGCGGCAAUCCCCUGUCUUCACUCGCAGGAAACGGAGGUGCCGGGGGAGUUGGAGGCCAGGGGGCUGGGGCGGGAGGCGGCAUGGACAUCUUCGCGGGAAUGUCUGGAGGUUCUCCCGGUGUUGGGGGUUCAGGAGCGGGUGGCGCCGGGGCGGCAACAGGCCUAGGAGCGGCGGCAGGAAUGGCCGGUAUGCUGAAUCCAAUGGGACCGGGACGCCCGUUUAUCCCAGGCAUGACCCCAGCCCAGGUUUCUGACCUUAUGAACGGACGACCGGGUCCGGUGCCCAUGGACAUCGCUCAGGAGGCGUUGGCCCUACGUACCAUUGGGUGGACCCCGGACCAGAUCGCAGACACGCUCGGAGACAAGCUGCAGAGACGCUGGAGCAACCCACUGGCCGCUGCCGCCGAGAGAGCCGCUAUGGCCGCACUGACAAGGGGGGCUGCAGGUGGAGGUCCGGGCAUGGGCGGUCCCGCAGGUCGAAGAGCAUAAUGGAAACAUACUGCCUUGUGAUAUGUCCAUGUUUUACUUAUGUAAUCUCUCUCUCCCUUGUGGCAAAUAUGACCGUGUUCCAAGAUAUGAAAGAUUAGAAUAUUUCAUACGCUGUAAUGUUGGGUGUAUUUAUUACGGACAGGUUUACAUGACGUCCAUUUUGGGGUUAUGGAUCUCUACAAAAGUGUAUAUAGGACUUUUUUUCUUUUUAAACUGCAUUAAUUGUAUUCAUUUCUUGUACCUAUCUUCGAUAUAAUGAUUUACAUGUUGCUUAUUUAAAGUUUUUUUUUCAAAUGAUACACUACUCAUGUAUUUUUGCAGUUUUGCAGAUAUCUAAAAUAAUAACAAGCAUACUAAAAUUGUAUAAAACACUUUUAAUUACAAUGUCUUUGUAUUUAAUUUAUAUGGAAUAAAAUGAUAUGAACA